Molecule: messenger RNA, 282 nt
Organism: Cooperia oncophora
Lineage: Eukaryota; Metazoa; Nematoda; Chromadorea; Rhabditida; Trichostrongylidae
Source: the annotation of a GenBank genome assembly
AUGCGGACCUUACUUUUUCUCAUCGUUGCCAUUAUUCCGUUGGCUAUUGCACUUGAUUGCAGAAAGUUUUCCUUCGCUCCAGCAUGCCGCGGAAUUAUGCUGAAAAGGUCGGAUAUACCAGAGGUAGAGACGCCGCUAGACCUUGAUCAGUUGGCUCAAAAUCUGGAAAUAUUGUCGUGGGUUCUUCGUCUAGCUGAAGCUGAUGGUAUCAAAGAAUGUAUACCAAUCUCAUGGAUCAAGCAUAAACUGACGUCAACAUCGUGGUCACCAGCGAGAUCGUAA